Messenger RNA from Penicillium cataractarum, 1563 nucleotides. Its product is annotated as cytochrome P450. The record is from RefSeq and is a predicted model, not a curated record. Bases 1 to 1563 code for a protein of 520 amino acids. NCBI's taxonomy places the organism in Eukaryota, Fungi, Ascomycota, Eurotiomycetes, Eurotiales, Aspergillaceae. The transcript has 7 exons. Gene Ontology annotation, molecular function: oxidoreductase activity, acting on paired donors, with incorporation or reduction of molecular oxygen; monooxygenase activity; iron ion binding.
AUGUCGACCACCAAUCCCAGUAUGAUGCUGGUGUUGGCCACCUUGAGCGGUGUAAGCACCCAUCUUGCACUGUUCCGCCGUGGAGAAUGGGAUGUUCAAGCCCCCAAAAUCGUCCUCUCUUACUUAGCCCUGUUGAUCGGAGCUGUCGUGCUGGACCGUGCGGCGAAAGCGAAUUAUUAUGAUUUUGGCGCACCUUAUCCUUGGUUGGUCAAGGGCGUGGGAUGUCAUAUUCUAGGCAUAUACGCUUCCAUGCUCAUAUACAGGGCUUACUUUCAUCGCCUGUCUCGAUUCCCUGGGCCAUUUUUUGCAAGAUUGUCGAAUUUCUACGUCACUGCUCUCUCUGCUCGGAAGCUUCAUCUUUAUGAGGAGACUGCGGAACUCCACAAGAUCUACGGAGAUUACGUGCGACUAGGCCCUACCGAGCUGUCCAUUACAGAUCCAAAUGCAGUCAAAGCCAUUUAUGGCUCGCAAGCAAAGACUUCCAAGGGGCCAUGGUAUACAGUCUUGGAACCGAGGGUGUCUCUCCAAAUGGAGAGAGACAAGAAGGAGCAUGCACGCAGAAGGAAGGUUUGGGACCAAGGUUUCAGCUCAAGAGGCCAACUCAUUGAUGUUAUCGAAAGAGAAUUGGGCAACUCUAUGGACAUCUCCCGGUGGUUCAAUUACUAUAGUUUUGAUGUGAUGGGUGAUCUGUCGUUUGGAAAGUCAUUCAACAUGCUAGUCGAUGGCAAAGACGCAUACAUUUUGAAACAACUACAUACUGACAUGAAAAGCAUCGGGCUUUUCAGUCAUCUCACCUGGCUGUUCCCAUUCGUCAAGAGGAUCCCAGUGAAUCCUCCAGAUCGCCCAGACGUCUUCUCCUCGCUACUUGAAGCAUACGAACAAGGCCCAAAGACCAAGCAGGAUACCGAAGACCUUCACGGUGAUGCAUACUUGAUUAUUGUUGCAGGAAGUGACACCACGGCUGCAACUCUGACCAACAUCUUCUUCCAUCUUGCCUCUGACCAAGUCUUGUAUAAGAGACUCCAGGCUGAACUUGAUGCUUUAACGGAUCUGUCUCAAGACAGACUGCGAGAGAUAAAGCUCCUUGAUGCAGUGAUCAACGAAACCCUCCGUCUGCAUCCUGCAGUACCUUCUGGAACACAGCGCUUGACCCCACCCGAGGGGAUGACUAUUGGCGAAAGAUACAUUCCUGGAGACGUAAUGCUGUGCAUCCCCUCACACACUCUAUUCCGAGGUAAGCAUCACCUCCUACCAUUCGAUAUUCCCCCUGCCGUGAAACAAGACGUUUCUUCUGCAGAGCUAACCAUGACAGAUGAGCGUGUCUUCUCCCGUCCGGAUGAGUUCCUGUGUGAGAGGUGGACUACCAAGCCCGAGCUUGUUAAAGAUCAAUCUGCAUUUAUUCCGUUCAACAGCGGGCCAUACUCUUGCGUCGGAAAACAACUGGCCCUCAUGGAGCUAAGACCAGAAGGCAUCUGCCUUUUUGGAGGGAAAAAGGACACUUUCACACUGGUCACGGCCCCACUGGAGCUGGUAUUCAGCAAAAGAGAAGGGAAGAGGGGUUGA